Phycomyces blakesleeanus NRRL 1555(-) is the source of this 888-nucleotide messenger RNA. RefSeq lists its product as hypothetical. Lineage: Eukaryota; Fungi; Mucoromycota; Mucoromycetes; Mucorales; Phycomycetaceae. The record is from RefSeq and is a predicted model, not a curated record. The transcript is spliced from 5 exons. Bases 1 to 888 code for a protein of 295 amino acids.
AUGACAAAGCAUAUUCCUACUGCUCCCCGCCGACCCAACCUAUUCAUGAAUGCUGUUCUUAAUAGCACAAUUGCAGGUGUUGUUGCUCUAAUUAAUACACCAACUCCAGAAGUAGCAGUUGUCACAUCCCCUGAAGUUCAAGUCGCUGUGACCCCAAUGGAUCACGUCCUUACCUUGUUGGCAGUCAACAAUGUGUCGAUGCAAUCCUUGCAAGAAAAUGCAAAAGGAGUGACUGAUGCAAUAACUCAUUUGAAGAAUGGCCUUGAUUUGUCCAACAAGACAAAUGAAUUUUUGAAGAACUCGGUCCUUCAGCUCAUGACUGAAAAUGCCGAAAUAAAAAAGGCAAUGACCAGUCAAAAUUCCAUGAUGCCUUCUGCUGUACCAGCGGAUUCUUCUUCUUCCAUGGAUGAUGAUCUUGACCAUGGAACGAAACAUCAUCCCUUGAUUUCUCAACUUAUCAAUAGUUACAUCAAGAAACCAAACUUUGUUAGCACAGACCUGCUCAAAGUUGCUGAGAAUAAUAAUAGAUCAGCAUGGUCAAUGACUGGCACGUAUGGCAAUAAGUACAACAAGACACUUGCACUGGCUCUCUUCAAGUACCUGGGACCUCAAAGAUGUUACACAAAUGUGUCAAAGACAGAGAAGAUUAUGACUAGAAAUAAAGCUGGAAGAAGACGCAACAGAAAGAAGACUACAUACACAGAGACUACUCAUGAGGGUAUGAAUCGAUAUGAUUGUGGAAAUAGUCUUUCUAUUGAUGUGAUGUCUGAUGGUGAGUCGGAUGGAGAUAACAAAGUGCGGGCAUAUCGUCCCAGCUGGAGAACUAAUGAGAUAAUUACUAUUGAUGAACUUACUGUUAUCAGUUUGAAGAGAAAUUCAGAAAGCUAG